Molecule: messenger RNA, 606 nt
Organism: Triticum aestivum (bread wheat)
Lineage: Eukaryota; Viridiplantae; Streptophyta; Magnoliopsida; Poales; Poaceae
Product: 1-aminocyclopropane-1-carboxylate oxidase homolog 1-like
Exons: 3
Coding region: 1-606 (201 amino acids)
Source: RefSeq, a predicted model, not a curated record
AUGCCAGAGGUGAGGUUCUACUGUGGAGAGCCAGGUUGGUUGCCAUGGGAGGAUCUGGCUAGCUUUGAAAGGAACCUACGGGACACACUCUUUGCUCUGCUGUCCGAAGCACUUGGCCUCCACCCCUACCACCUCGCCGACAUGGGUUGCAACCAGGGCCAGAUGAUACUCUGCCACUACUACCCCCCAUGCCCAGAGCCCUCCCUCGCCAUCGGCACCACCCGCCACUCCGACUCCGGCUUCCUCACGGUGCUCCUCCAGGACAGCGUCGGCGGGCUCCAGGUCCUCCACGAGAACCGGUGGGUCGACGUCACGCCAACACCGGGGGCGUUCAUCGUCAAUGUGGGCGAUCUCUUACAGAUGAUCUCGAAUGACAGGUUUAGGAGCGUGGAGCACAGAGUCAUCGCGAAGAAUGAAGCACCGAGGGUCUCGAUCGCGUGUUUCCCAAGCAAUCCAAGUUCGGAGAGGAUAUAUGGCCCCAUCAAGGAGCUGCUGUCGGAGAAGAACCCGCCGUUGUACAGGGAGACACUCGCUAGGGACUAUGUCGCGCAUUACUACUCUGUCGGAUUGGGCCCCAUGAUGGCCAUCAAUGAUUUUCGUCUAUGA